Messenger RNA from Zingiber officinale, 1622 nucleotides. RefSeq names its product mitogen-activated protein kinase homolog MMK2-like. Lineage: Eukaryota; Viridiplantae; Streptophyta; Magnoliopsida; Zingiberales; Zingiberaceae. The transcript is spliced from 6 exons. Gene Ontology annotation, cellular component: cytoplasm; nucleus. The record is from RefSeq and is a predicted model, not a curated record. The coding region runs from base 137 to 1261 and encodes 374 amino acids. Gene Ontology annotation, biological process: protein phosphorylation; intracellular signal transduction. Gene Ontology annotation, molecular function: ATP binding; MAP kinase activity.
CCCAACUCCCCCCUUUCACGAGCUCCCCCUCUGCUCCUCUCCUUUCCCUUCUCUCUCACCUCCCUCCCCUUCUCCUUCACGAGAUCUUCAUCUUCCCCUCUUCCUUUUCUCCCAUCUCUGCUGGAGUGGCCAUUGCAUGGAGUCCGCCGCCGCCGCCGCCUCCGGGGAGGGGCACAUCAAAGGCAUCCCUACCCAUGGAGGCCGGUACGUCCAGUACAACGUGUACGGAAACCUGUUUGAGGUCACGGCGAAAUACGUGCCCCCGCUUCGCCCCAUCGGCCGCGGAGCCUACGGCAUCGUCUGUGCUGCAUGGAAUUCUCAGACUCGUGAAGAGGUGGCGAUAAAGAAGAUUGGCAAUGCAUUUGAUAAUAGGAUUGAUGCCAAGAGAACCUUGCGAGAAAUCAAGCUUCUUAGACAUAUGGAUCAUGAGAAUGUUAUUGCAAUUAAGGAUAUCAUACACCCGCCAAAUAGGGAAAACUUCAACGAUGUCUACAUUGUUUAUGAGUUGAUGGAUACUGAUCUUCACCAGAUAAUACGCUCCAACCAACAAUUGACAGACGAUCAUUGCCAGUUCUUUCUUUAUCAAUUACUUAGAGGGCUAAAAUAUGUGCACUCAGCAAAUGUUCUGCAUCGAGAUCUUAAGCCAAGCAAUUUGCUCUUAAAUGGGAAUUGUGACCUCAAGAUUGGAGACUUUGGAUUGGCAAGAACAACAUCUGAGACUGAUUUCAUGACUGAAUAUGUCGUCACUCGGUGGUACCGAGCACCUGAAUUGCUCCUAAACUGUUCAGAGUACACUGCUGCUAUAGACAUCUGGUCUGUGGGAUGCAUACUUGGUGAAAUUGUGACAAGAGAACCUUUAUUUCCUGGAAAAGACUAUGUUCAUCAGCUAAGGCUAAUAACUGAGCUAAUAGGUUCUCCUGAUGACUCGAGCCUUGGCUUUCUCCGAAGUGACAAUGCCCGUAGAUAUGUGAGACAGCUUCCUCAAUAUCCGAAACAAAAUUUUCGUGUUAGGUUUCCCACAAUGUCGAUUGGAGCCAUCGAUUUGCUAGAAAAAAUGCUUGUAUUUGAUCCAAGCAAGAGAAUUACAGUUCAUGAAGCUCUUCAUCAUCCUUACUUGGCAUCUUUGCAUGAUAUUAAUGAUGAACCUGUUUGUUCUACACCAUUCAGCUUCGAUUUUGAGCAUCCAUCAUAUACAGAAGAGGAUAUUAAAGAACUCAUUUGGAGAGAAUCAUUGAAGUUUAACCCAGAUUCAGUACGCUAGAAUUAUACUAGCUAUUCUCGUUUGUAGCUAUAAUUACUCGAAAUGAAGCCUCCUAAAGCCAUUGUUAAGGCCGGUUGAUGGGCAGCAUAUCAGUCUAUCUGCACAUUUGUGAUUCGGAGUUGGGUCAAGGGUUGAGGAAAUAAGGUAGCUUAGUAUUUUGAAUCUGAACUGUGGUUUAACUGCCUAUCUAUAUGUAUUAUUGAGAACCUUGUUCUGUUUUCACGGGUUCACUAUCAAUGUGUGUUUCUUUCCUCAUUCAAUUACUAAUGUUCACUGGCAGUUGUUUUGUACCUCUCAUCUUUGGAGGAAUAAUUAUUAUUAAAAAUAACUGCCGCCAUCUCGGGGCAUAUAAAGUUUGUCA